AGUCACACAGCAGGAUGUCUGCAGCCGGCAUGUCAGAAGAUGAGACUGCUCAGCCCCCCAGAACCAGCCUGUGGGAUCAGGACAGGCAGAACGUGGUGCAGCGCGUGGUGGCUCUGCCCCUGGUCAGGACCACGUGCACUGCGGUCUCGGAGGCUUACAGUGCCGCCAAGGACAGGCACCCGCUGCUGGGCUCCGCCUGCCGCCUGGCCGAGCACUGCGUAUGUGGCCUGACCGCCUGCGCCCUGGACCGCGCCCAGCCGCUGCUCAGUCACCUGCAGCCCCAGCUGGCCACCGUGAACAGCCUCGCCUGCAGGGGCCUGGACAAGCUGGAGGAGAAGUUGCCGUUUCUCCAGCAACCUCCAGAGAUGGUGGUGACCUCGGCCAAGGACACGGUGGCCAGCAGCAUGACGGGCGUGGUGGGCCUGGCCCGGCAGAGCCGCCGCUGGAGCGUGGACCUGAAGCGCUCCGUGAGCCACGCCGUGGAUGUCGUGCUGGGCAAGUCCGAGGAGCUGGUGGACCACUUCCUGCCCAUGACUGAGGACGAGCUCGCGGCCCUGGCAGCCGAGGCUGAGGGCCCGGAAGUGGGCUCCGUGGAGGAGCAGAGGAGGCAACAGGGCUACUUCGUGCGCCUGGGCUCCCUGUCAGCGCGGCUCCGCCACCUGGCGUAUGAACACUCUCUGGGGAAACUGAGGCAGAAGAAACACCACGCCCAGGACACGCUGGCGCAGCUGCAGGAGACACUGGAGCUGAUCAACCUCAUGCAGUGCGGGGCCACGCCCACUGCCCCCGCGCGCCCGGGGAAGGUGCACCAGCUUUGGGAGGAUUGGAGCCAGCGCUCCCCAGAAAACGGCCGGCGCCGGAGCCAGGCAGAGCUGGAGACGCUCGUCCUGUCCCGGAGUCUGAUGCGGGAGCUGCGGAGCACAGUGGACGCGCUGGAGACCAGUGUGCGGGGCCUGCCCCCCAGCGCGCAGGAGAAGGUGGCCGAGGUGCGGCGCAGCGUGGACGCCCUGCAGUCCGCGUUCGCCGACGCCCGCCGCUUCGGGGAUGUGCCGGCGGCCGCCCUGGCCGAGGGCCGGGGCAGCGUGGCCCGGGCCCACGCCUGUGUAGACGAGCUGCUGGAGCUGGUGGUGCAGGCGGUGCCGCUGCCCUGGCUGGUGGGGCCCUUCGCACCCAUCCUGGUGGAGCGGCCCGCGCCCCCGCCCGACCUGGAGACUCUGGUGGACGAGGUCGUGGGGGGCCCCGACCCCCGCUGGGCUCACCUGGACUGGCCGGCCCAGCAGAGAGCCUGGGAGGCCCAGCACGGGGACGGGCCAGCCCUCCCAGGCGACAUUUCCAAGGAGGAACCCACGCCCCCCAGCCGCCCCAAGCACACCCUGAUGCCGGAGCUGGACUUCUGACCGGAUGGGGCCAUGCGGCGGCCCAGGCGGCCUGCGGGAGGUCGCCCCGCCCCCCGGGGUCCCUGCUGCCCCCUAGCGGCCCUGCAUAUGCACUGACAGGCUGCAAGGGGAAGGUCGCCCUGCCUCUGACGUCCCUGCUGCCCCCUAGUGGCCAAGCGUUUGAACUAACAGACAGCGCGGUGGCCUUGCCCAGGAGCGGGGGGCCUAAUUCAGAAUCCCAGACCAGCUUCACUGAUCUCAGACGCUCCCCACUCUUUCCCUUGGACAUAUGGGGACUGAAACCCAAUUCAGGUCCCACUGGCCCCAAGCUGGGUUCCUCUGCCCGUAGCCCCGAUCCCUGUACCCCGAGAAAAGCAGAUCAAAAAUCUGCGGAUCAGAUCAGAAACACGGUUUAUCCAAUGGCUGUUUGGGGUUUCGAAGAGUCGGCGCCCUCCCUCCACCCCCCUGCUUGUACAGCCUGGAGUGAGAGGUCCCUGAGGAGGUGCAGCUGCAUCAGAUCCACGUGGUUUGCCCUUCGGGGUCCUCGCUCCAGAAUAAAGGUGCUUCGUGUUGUCGAAA
Hyaena hyaena (striped hyena) is the source of this 1955-nucleotide messenger RNA. RefSeq names its product perilipin-5. Gene Ontology annotation, biological process: positive regulation of triglyceride storage; lipid storage. Lineage: Eukaryota; Metazoa; Chordata; Mammalia; Carnivora; Hyaenidae. Bases 15 to 1397 code for a protein of 460 amino acids. Gene Ontology annotation, cellular component: lipid droplet; cytosol. The record is from RefSeq and is a predicted model, not a curated record. The transcript has 8 exons.